AUGAACAACUACUCAUCGAACUGGAAAAAAUUGAGCUCAAAGAUAGGCAAGAAACUGCCGAGUACGGAAAAGAAAACCAAAAACGAGAAAAAUUUAAUCAGGAAAAGAAUCGACCAACACAAAGCCCAGCUUAUCGAGAAAGUUUCACGUUCCAGCAACAACAACGACGACGACACAGGAACAAGCGUGAGUGUCCUCGAGUAUACACUAUGGACUAAAGAAGACAACGACCCCAUUUCAAAACAUGAUCUCAUCAGAAACGCCGCGAAGCCGCGCGUGCUUCGCAAGCUGCCAGAUUGUCGAAGAGCAAAAGCCGGCAAAUACAUCGCCAUGGACUGCGAGUUUGUGGGAGUUGGCCCCCAAGGGGCCACCUCCGUGCUUGCUAGAGUAACCAUUGUCAAUUUCUACGGCCAUGUUUUGCUUGACGAGUACGUGCGGCCGACGGAGCGCGUCACUGAUUUCAGAAGCUGGGUCCUGGGGGUGCACCCUUGGCAUUUGAAAAAUGCAAUGAGCUUUGCUGAGGCCCAGGAAAAGGCGAGCUCGUUGAUGAAGGGUCGCAUAGUGGUGGGACAUGCACUCUCGAAUGAUCUCGACAAAUUGAAGCUAUCGCAUCCUUGGAGCAUGGUGAGGGAUACUUCUUGUGUCCCUGAGUUUCGAGCGCUGGUUGGUGGUAAAAAGCCCAGUUUAAAGACCUUGGUUCGUUUUUAUCUCGGUAUUGGCAUUCAAGAAGCGGAGCACAAUCCCGUUGAGGAUGCACGAGCCACGAUGCUUCUUUUCCGCUCAAGGAGGAAAGAAAUAGAAAAAGUGACAAAAGAGUAG
This is a messenger RNA of Lodderomyces beijingensis, 819 nucleotides long. The record is from the annotation of a GenBank genome assembly. Lineage: Eukaryota; Fungi; Ascomycota; Pichiomycetes; Serinales; Debaryomycetaceae.